Molecule: messenger RNA, 501 nt
Organism: Pocillopora meandrina
Lineage: Eukaryota; Metazoa; Cnidaria; Anthozoa; Scleractinia; Pocilloporidae
Source: the annotation of a GenBank genome assembly
AUGCAGCAGGUAAUAGCAGAAGAGGUACUCAACCUCAAUAACAUCAACGUAGUUCCAUAUGUGACUGCGAAGGUAAUAUCUGAAAUGAUGGGUAAAAUGCCAAAAAUCCUAAAGACAAAAAGUAGUAAACAGCUACAACUAAAAUGGAAGACAAGAAAAGAGAAUCAGAUUAAAAGCAUGAGAGCUGAGCUGUCGAUACUAACAGACAUGGCACAGAAAGGUGAAACCCAAAAGAUCUCCAAGAAAAAACAACGAAUUAAAAGUAAAUACAAAAUAACAACAAACCAAGAACUGCAAACAGUAACAGGACACCUCAAAAUGAAAAUUGAAGCAAAACCCCAAAGAAUCAGGAGACAUGUAAAAAGAAGUAAACAAUUCAGUCAAAACCAGAUGUUUGCAAACAUAGAAAAAAGUUCGUCAGAAACCUUGGUAAAGAACAGAUGUCAGUUGAAAAACCACUUAAGAAAGAAGCAACAGAAACAUGUUGGUGUUCCAUCUUGA